AUGUCUUCAGUCGGCGCCGUACGAGGCCCAGCAUUCCUCACUCGUUCUUUGGUUUUUACUCCCUCUCAUAUCCACCACCGUGCGGGCAAAACCUCUCGUCAAGAUCCAGCCCUUGCUUACCGUAUCUUCCUAGACCUGCACCGAAACAUCCGAAGAAGCCUCGAUCCCUACAAGACCCAUGCGAGAGCCAUGCAUUCCUCUCCACGAACUGCUGCCUCUGCCACACGCGCAACAUCUCCUUCCGCGAUCCCGCAUAUCUCAUUACACAUCGCCGCGUCCUCGAGCGGUAAGGGACGAAAAUACCGGCCAGAACUUUCUACAUUCGACUACCAGUCCAACAGUGCCAACGGACUAGGGCUCCAACGCGGGUCGACACUCGAAGAGAAAAGAUCCAACCGUCCCGAUAGCGGCCAGGAUGCGUACUUUGUCACGCAGGUCGGGCAGGACUCAAAUACGACGGCCUUUGCGAUUGCAGACGGCGUGGGAGGCUGGACUGAUCGCGGCAUUGAUCCCGCAGACUUCUCACACGGGCUGUGCAGCCACAUGGCGGAGACGGCCCUUUCUUGGCCCGAAGAUGAACGGCUCACACCGCAGCAGCUGCUGGAGGUAGGAUACAAGAAGACCAUCAGCGAUCCAUCGAUCCAGGCUGGGGGCACCACCGCCUGUGUUGCGGUGACACAGCCUGACGGACAGAUGCGGAUCGCCAACCUGGGUGAUUCAGGCUUUCUGCUUCUUCGCCUGGGGACAGUGCACCAAUACUCGAAUCCGCAGACCCAUGCUUUCAACACGCCGUACCAGCUAAGCCUGACUCCUCCGGAGAUGAUUGCUCAGGCCUUGAUCUUCGGCGGCAUGCCUUUGAAUGACAAACCCGACCGUGCCGACCUUGCGGACUACACCCUGCGACACGGUGAUGUCCUGAUCCUCGCCACAGACGGCGUCUGGGACAAUCUCAAUUCGCAGGAUAUUCUGUCCAUCGUGUCCAACACCAUGCGUACGACUGGCGCGUGGCUAAGGUCGCCUGGUCAAGGCUAUACCGUGUCCCCUGUCCUUUUUGAGCUGGUGGACAGGUCACUCGCCACCCAGAAACACAAACUCCCUGGCUCGUUGCAGAGCAUUUUAGCAGCCGCCAUCGUCGGCGAAGCCAAGACGGCGAGUAUGAACUCGAAACGAGAUGGCCCGUUUGCAAAGGAAAUGCAGAAGCAUCACCCCUUCGAUCCGUGGCAUGGCGGUAAGGUCGAUGACAUCGCCGUUCUGGUUGUAAUUCCUGUCGACGAGAGCAAAUCGCAAAAGAGCGGCAAGAUCAGGGCGAAGCUAUGA
Molecule: messenger RNA, 1317 nt
Organism: Capronia epimyces CBS 606.96
Lineage: Eukaryota; Fungi; Ascomycota; Eurotiomycetes; Chaetothyriales; Herpotrichiellaceae
Exons: 1
Coding region: 1-1317 (438 amino acids)
Source: RefSeq, a predicted model, not a curated record